Scomber japonicus (chub mackerel) is the source of this 1290-nucleotide messenger RNA. It is a transcript of the gene bfsp2, whose product is annotated as beaded filament structural protein 2, phakinin. Gene Ontology annotation, molecular function: structural molecule activity. The record is from RefSeq and is a predicted model, not a curated record. Gene Ontology annotation, cellular component: intermediate filament. The transcript is spliced from 7 exons. Gene Ontology annotation, biological process: intermediate filament organization. Bases 1 to 1290 code for a protein of 429 amino acids. NCBI's taxonomy places the organism in Eukaryota, Metazoa, Chordata, Actinopteri, Scombriformes, Scombridae.
AUGCCUCUUCCCCGCCGCCGCUCCUCCUUCCUGGGUCAGUCCACCUCUGAGCGUCCGGCCGCCGCGUCCAGCGGUCGGAUGAGCUCCGCCAGCACCAGCGCUCCCCGCGGCGUGUUCGUGGGCUCCGCCCCUCCCGUGGGGGGGGUGUCAGGUCUGGGGACGCGCGUGUCCCGGCGCGCUCUGGGCAUCAGCAGCGUGUUCCUGCAGGGCAUGAGGAGCAGCGCCGCGCCCGUGAUGCCCCGCGGCGGGGAGCGCGCCGCGGGUCACGGAGCAGCUGCAGCAGGACUGAACAGCUGUUUGAUGGAGUACCGGGACAAGGUCCGGGCCCUCGAGACCCUCAACCAGCAGCUGGAGGAGCAGAUCCGCCUCUGCCUCGACCGGAAAGCCUCCAGCGCGGGAGCGUGGGGGCCGCUGCGGAGGGAGUGGGAGGAAGUGUACAGACAGGUCAGUGAAGCCAUCCUGGACAACGCUCGGCUGAUGCUGCAGACGGAGAACGUUCAGGCCAACGCAGAGGACUUCAAGGAAAGGUAUGAGAACGAGCAGCCCUUCAGGAAGGCCGUGGAGGAGGAAAUCAACUCUCUGUAUAAAGUGAUCGAUGAUGCAAACCUGACGAAGGCGGAGCUGGAGGAACAGAUGGAGAACAUGAGAACCGACCUGAGGAACCUGGAGCAGAACCACGAGCAGGACGUGCGUCUCCUCUACAGUCAGAUGUCGGGUCGUGAGGUGGACCAACCAGACGCUCCCAUCGAGACCAGUCUGGACCAGAUCCUGUCCUACAUCAGGAACCACUGGGAGAAGGUGACGGAGCGGAACCGAGCCGACACCGACAGCUACCUGGAGUGUAAGGAGGCGCACUGUGUGAGCAGCAGGUUGAGUCCAGAGGAGAAGCAGGUGGAGGCGCUGAAGGCCGAGUGCAGCGACGCCGGCUGUAAGAUCCAGAGUCUGCAGGCCGAGACCGAGUCCAUCAGAGCUCUGAAACGCGGUCUGGAGAACUCUCUGGGAGACGCUCGGCACUGGCACGAUGUGGAGCUGCAGAAUCUGGGCUCAGUGGUGGCGAAGCUGGAGGCGGAGCUAUCUGACGUACGCGGAGAGAUCGAGCAGCAGCGCCGUGACUACGACACGUUGCUAAGCAACAAGCAGCGUCUGGAGCAGGAGAUCAGCAUGUACCACGGCAUCCUGGAUGGAGAGGAGAGCCGCUUCCAACCCAACGAACCGCUGUGUUCAGGUCUGCAGUCCGGCCCUGAAGGAGCAGCUCCAGACUUCAGGAGCGCCGCUGCAGGACUUCAGUGA